Molecule: messenger RNA, 5631 nt
Organism: Varanus komodoensis (Komodo dragon)
Lineage: Eukaryota; Metazoa; Chordata; Lepidosauria; Squamata; Varanidae
Gene: CTNND1
Product: catenin delta 1
Exons: 21
Coding region: 605-3397 (930 amino acids)
Biological process (GO): cell-cell adhesion; cell-cell junction assembly
Cellular component (GO): nucleus; plasma membrane; adherens junction
Molecular function (GO): cadherin binding
Source: RefSeq, a predicted model, not a curated record
CAUUUUAGGUGUUGGAGCUGAGCGAGGGGGGGGGGAAGCGAGAGAAAGGUCCCGCAGGAAAAGGAGGUGGGGAAAGGAUUGGUACCUCGCCGCCUUGCUUUUCUUCGUCUUUUCUUCGUCUAGGGACAAAAAGCCGUCUGGUCCAAAGCAGUCUGUGCGAAGUUGUCAACCUGAAUGAUUAAAGGAAUUGCGAGAGGAGCGGUUGGGUCGGCGACAAAAGCCUGCCUGGAGAAAAAACGUUGCCUUUUUUCCUUUCUCCUUUACUCUCCCUCUCUUGUUUUAAACCUUCAAGGGAAGAAGUAAAACUUGCUUAGUUAGCACUCACGGAAGGGCUGCGCGAUUGUAGGAGGAGGAAGAGAACAAAAAGGACAAAGCCUUUUCCCUCCUGCUUCCUUGCUGUUGGUGGCUGGGCUACUUCUCCCAUGAUUUUCUGCACUUAGACCAGGCUGUGCCUUAACCAGUCAAAUCAGACCAGCCUUCCUGCACAGUGAGGGGCUCCUUCUCGCCCCUCCAACCCCCUUUCUGUGUGACGUCAGUUCCCACAAACCCCGUGGCAUCUCCUUGCCUUGCACCCAUUCUCCCCCUGCACGGGGCCUUCACAACCAUGGAUGACUCGGAAGUGGAGUCGACGGCCAGUAUACUGGCCUCCGUCAAAGAGCAGGAGGCACAGUUUGAGAAGCUGACACGGGCACUGGAGGAAGAACGGCGCCAUGUCUCUGCACAGCUGGAGCGCGUCCGUGUCUCCCCACAGGAUGCUAGCCAGACCAUGGCCAACGGCACCCUCACACGCCGGCACCAGAACGGCCGUUUUUUGGGCAAUGCUGACCUGGAGAGGCAGAAAUUCUCAGAACUGAAACUCAACGGACCACAGGACCACAGUCACCUGAUAUACAGCACCAUUCCCAGGAUGCAGGACCCAGGCCAGAUUGUGGAAGAGACUUACACCAUGGAGGAGGACCCAGAGGGUGCCAUGUCAGUUGUGUCAGUAGAGACCUCAGAUGAUGGGACAACCCGCCGUACGGAGACCACGGUGAAAAAAGUAGUGAAGACCAUGACCACACGCACUGUACAGCAAGUUCCUGUCGGUCCAGAUGGGUUACCUGCGGAUGGCUCUCCAGUCACCAACAACUACAUCCAGACCAUAGAUAGGAACUUCCGGAAAAACACCAACGGUGGCCCUGGUGCCUACAUGAGCCAGCCAGGCACGGCCACCCUCCCACGAAAUUACCACUAUCCAGAUGGUUAUGGCCGCCCAUACGAGGAUGGCUAUCAUGGCAGCGAACAUAACUACGGCAGCCUGUCCCGUGUGACCCGGAUUGAUGAGCGCUACCGUCCCUCCAUGGAUGGCUACCGGGCGACCAGCCGGCAGGAUGUCUAUGGCCCUCAGCCGCAGGUGCGGGUAGGGGGAAGCAACAUGGACUUGAAUCGCUUCCAUGCUGAGCCUUAUGGGCUAGAAGAUGACCAGCGUAGCAUGGGAUGUGAUGACCUGGAUUAUGGCACAAUGCAAGACUAUGGUACAGCCCGGCGGACUGGAACACCCUCCGAUCAUCGUCCGAGACUCAGGAGUUAUGAGGACAUGUUGGUGGAUGACAUGGCUAGAGACCAGUAUUACUGGGCCCCUCUGGCCCAGCAUGAAAGGGGCAGCUUAGCAAGCCUGGACAGCUUGCGGAAGGGAGGCCCAGGAGCAGCCAACUGGCGCCAGCCAGAGCUUCCUGAGGUCAUAGCCAUGCUGGGGUUUCGUCUGGAUGCUGUGAAGUCUAAUGCUGCCGCCUACCUGCAGCACUUGUGCUACCGCAAUGACAAGGUGAAAACGGAGGUGCGCAAGCUGAAGGGCAUUCCUGUGUUAGUGGGACUGCUGGACCACCCCAAGAAGGAGGUGCACUAUGGAGCUUGUGGGGCCCUCAAGAACAUCUCCUUUGGCCGGGACCAGGACAACAAAAUUGCCAUCAAAAACUGCGACGGUGUCCCUGCUCUGGUGCGUUUGCUGCGGAAGGCACGUGACAUGGACCUCACAGAAGUCAUUACAGGAACACUGUGGAACCUUUCCUCUCAUGACUCCAUCAAGAUGGCCAUCGUGGACAACGCCUUACAUGCCCUCACCGACGAGGUUAUCAUUCCACGCUCAGGAUGGGAGAGGGAGCCCAGCGAGGAUUCAAAGCCCCGCCACAUAGAGUGGGAGUCGGUGCUCACAAACACCAUUGGCUGCCUUAGAAACGUCAGCUCAGAGAGGAGUGAAGCCCGCCGGAAGCUGCGAGAGUGCGACGGGCUAGUGGAUGCCCUUAUCUGCAUUGUCCAAGCAGAGAUUGGCCAGAAAGAUUUAGACAGCAAGCUUGUGGAAAACUGUGUCUGCCUCCUGAGGAACCUCUCCUACCAGGUGCACCGUGAGAUCCCCCAUGCAGAGCGCUAUCAGGAAGCCCCACUUGCUGCCCCCAACAACACUGGACCCCAUGCAGCCAGCUGCUUUGGUGCCAAAAAGGGCAAAGAUGAAUGGUUCGCAAGAGGUAAAAAAACAGCCGAGGAUACUUCUGCUGAUGUAGUUGAUUUUCCCAAAAGACAAACCCCUGCAAAAGGAUAUGAGCUCCUUUUCCAGCCAGAGAUUGUUCGUAUCUAUAUCUCACUGUUGAAGGAGAGCAAAACCCAGGCUAUCUUAGAAGCUUCAGCGGGAGCCAUCCAGAAUCUGUGUGCAGGUCGUUGGACGUACGGGCGCUACAUUCGCUCCGCCUUGCGCCAGGAGAAAGGCCUCUCUGCCGUCGCUGACCUUCUGACCCAUGAUAGUGAGCGUGUGGUGAAAGCUGCAUCUGGAGCGCUGCGCAACCUGGCAGUGGAUUCCCGUAACAAAGAGCUGAUAGGUAAACAUGCCAUUCCUAGUUUAGUGAAGAAUUUGCCAGGGGGUCAACAGAUGCCGGUGAAGAACCACUCUGAAGAUACCGUGGUCUCAGUGCUGAACACUAUAAAUGAGGUUAUUGUGGAAAACUUGGAAGCAGCGAAGAAACUGCGGGAGACGCAAGGCAUUGAGAAACUGGUGCUGAUCAACAAAUCUGGGAACCGCUCGGAAAGAGAAGUCAGAGCAGCUGCUCUUGUAUUGCAAACCAUCUGGGGGUAUAAAGAGUUACGGAAGCCGCUGGAGAAAGAAGGGUGGAAGAAGGCUGACUUCCAGGUGCAUCCGAAUACCAUCUCCAGGAACCAGGGGGGCAACUCCUUCGAUGACAGCACCUUGCCUCUCAUUGAUAAGAACCAAAAAGGAGACAAGAAAUCCUCUCGAGAGGAGAUCCAGAUGGGCAACAUGGGACCAGACAACUACUCAACACUGAAUGAACGGGAACAUAAUAGGACAUUGGACCGAUCUGGAGAAGAAAUGGAAUCUGUGAAGGGAGCACCACUGAUGCAGAAGAUCUAGAGUUGCCACCAUCUGCCUUCUCUGUUUUGAGUUUAUAACAUAAUAUGUAUAACCCUUUGUGGUGAAAUGGACUGACACUUUUUUUAAUCUCUUGGCACGCGAGUCCAGCCACCCUGCCAAAAUGACUGGCCCCCCCUUGAGCCCAGAGCGCCUCACACCUCCCUGUAGAUGGCUGUGCAUCCAACCUCUGGACACUUUUUUGUCUAUAUUUUUCAAAAAUGCAAGAAUUCCUCAAGACCAAAUACUCCUGACAGAUCUCAUUAGAGCGACCAAGGCAGACACGUAAAGCUACACGCUUCUGCUGUAUCCACAGCCAAUGAUGGAGGCCAUGGGUGCAGGCUCCACUGAACUCGACCUUACUGGAACUAGUUUUUCUCAAGGAGAUGUGUCCAGCUCUCUUCACAGAGAAGUGGAAUGGGAGCUCAUCUCCUCCUCCUCUUAGCCUAUAGAAUAUAUUUUUGUGUGUGAUUUCAUUUUUUUGCAGCAAAGGAUGCUGGGAAUACUGGAACAUUCCUGGUGGGGGUGGUGGGGAUGGUGAUGAGGGAGGGGCAGAGGGUGGGAGAUGACAAAGGAGGGAACAGCUUGUGAGUGGCCACAUCUGGGUAAUCUGGGGGCAAGAUGGCCUUAAAGAGUGCUUCUGUGAAGGCACGGCCUUCUGUAUCCUCGUCAGCUGAGGAAGAAUGUGUUCAUCUUCAUCUGGUUUCUCCCGUUUCUUAGUUAUUCUCGAUGGUUUAGUCUGACGUGGGUUAACUUGGCGUUUAGGAAGCUAUUUAUUUGUGGGAGAAGAGCAGCUUAUGGGGUGUAGGGUUUGAUGGAAGGAGAAGAAGACGAGUAUGUUAAAUGGAAGACGUGUGGCUGAAGGGGCCUAAGUUUUCAAACUUCAAGGUGGCAAGUUCAACAUUCUGUCAGAGAGGACAAAUGAGGCAUCUGGUUUGGAUUGCUGUUGGAUGAUUUGGACUUAAGUGGUUGUUGCCGAUGCUGGAGUGCAGGGUGGGGGGCUGAUGAAGUGGGAAGCUUGGUGAUGCUGAGAGCAUGUGAGGGAGGGAAGGCAAGAUCUCUGUAAAUAUUGUCCAGAUCCUCCCAUGCUGGCAGGGGAAUGAAACAGAUAACCACCUGUCCCUAUCUACACGUGCCUUUCUUUGCCACUGUGAAAUAGCUUGGUGCUUUUCCUAGUUUUGAGAGGGGAAGGUAGAGCACCUGGACUGGAGAGAGAGGUUUUGGGCACAGAGUUACACUCCUGCUCUCCCCUAACUCCUUGCCUGGGAACCAAAAGUUGGCUAUCCUUACCUGGAAUAGUGGUGCUCAGAAUGCUAUUACCAGUAGGUGAGUUGGGGAGUCCAGGAGCUCACCUGGUGACUAGUAAAGGCUCACGGGGCCAGGAAGGGAGCGGUGAAAUCCCUGUUGGACGAGGAUCAUGGUGUGCACCUUCACAGCUCCCCUCUUCAGGGAACAAAACGAAUUUAGGGUCCACUUCCAGAUCUGUGUCCUACUCUUCAGGGCUGCAGGAAAGGGGACAGUAGUGAGCAGCUCUGGACACCACAUUGGUUUCUGCCCCUUUCCUGCUGAAGAGGACCUGCCAACUCCCACCCAUCCCAGCCUCAAAGCCCUGCCCUUGGCCCAGUAACUGGAACAAACUCUGUUGCCCUUGACUUCUGGGAUUGUCUCCACACAAACAGUCCAGAGGGAAGGCCUGACGGGGAAGAUUCUUGGUGCCUCUGUAUUAUGCUCAAUCCCAGUUUUACUUUCCUCUAGGGGGAGUGGGAGGAAUUAGACAUGUAAAUCAGCUUUCUGAGGGGGGAGGCACUCAACUUUUCUAAUGUAAAACACUAUUUCCUUUUUUUAAUUCAAGUUGAACCAAAAACAACAACAACAACCCUUCCCCACUGACCAGUUCAAUGCUGUAGGACAGCCUUCCUCAUUUUGGUGCCUUCCACAUGCGUUUGGCUGCAAUUCCCAGGAUUCCCUGGACAGCAUGGCUACUUAGGGAUGCUGGGAGAUGUAUGCAAACACAUCUGGAGGGCAUCAGGUUGAAGGGAUCCUGUUAUAGGAGGAACUAUUAAUUCACUGAUGGUUGUUUGGUUUUAUUGCUUUUCCUUUGCACCCCCAGGGGGAGGGGGUAUCCUGCUGUUCUUUGAGUCUUGCGCUCACUCUGUAAUGCUUUUAAAAUGAAAUGAUUUUUAUAUAAAUAAAGUUUUAAAGUGUGUAUUUGUUAAAAUGUAAUUGUCUUAUCCAAA